Molecule: messenger RNA, 792 nt
Organism: Cryptococcus amylolentus CBS 6039
Lineage: Eukaryota; Fungi; Basidiomycota; Tremellomycetes; Tremellales; Cryptococcaceae
Exons: 2
Coding region: 1-792 (263 amino acids)
Source: RefSeq, a predicted model, not a curated record
AUGGGAUACAGCGGUAUUAUCGGAUUCAUCCUUCGCAACAAGCACCGCAAAGCCGCUUACAAUCAUUUCGAGUCGGAACCUGACAGGCAAGGCCACUGGAUUGCCCAGUUCAUCAUCGGCCUUUCUCCCGAGCAAUGUCUCGAAAUGGCUGAUUUGUGGAUUGAAGAAGAGAACCAUCGAGAUCUUGUCUCGGAUGAGAUCAAGGAGCGCUACCUCGCAUUCGACGGAAAGUGGAAAUAUGAAUUUCCGCAUGUCGGUCCGCAACUAUGGUUAUAUAAAGACCAUCUUGGAGGACGUUACAAGGAAAAGAUCGGAAAGAUUAUUCAAUGCGAAGAAGCUCAAGCGGCAGAGGAGCUGGAAGAGCGACGAAAAACUUAUUUGAAACACUUCGAAGAGUACGGGUACAGUCGGUACCGGAAGACUUGGCACGACGUAUUGUGCCGUGCUCAGGGGGCGGAGUCUUUGAGAUUGAUCCAGCAAGGAAAGCUGAGUCACCUUCUCGAGAAAAGUGAAUUUGCUUGUCAUCAUGGAAAGAAGUCUGCCGACCAGGUGUUUACAGUGUCUCACAUUUAUGAUGCCAAUUGGGCAUAUUUCAUCGACUUUCACCAUCAAAAGAUGGAAGUAUGGGCAGAAGACGUGCUUGUGAGGGAGGUCACGUUUGAUAUGCUUCGAGGCAACCCAGAUUAUAUGCUCGAUUUCGAUUGGUUCAAGAUGCGCGAUACCGAUUGGUAUAAAAGGCCCGAUACCCAUUGGUAUUAUAAGGACGAAGAUAGCGACGAGGAUGUCUUCUGA